Molecule: messenger RNA, 642 nt
Organism: Theileria equi strain WA
Lineage: Eukaryota; Apicomplexa; Aconoidasida; Piroplasmida; Theileriidae
Exons: 1
Coding region: 1-642 (213 amino acids)
Source: RefSeq, a predicted model, not a curated record
AUGCAAUUUUUCUCAUCUAUAUCUUCCAUCCUUCGUCCGUUAAAUCUAUGUUCUGCUCCAACGCUAAGAAAGGUAGUAAAACAUAAAAAUAAACCAAAGACACAAGAAAAGGUAGGUGUAACUAGGUACCUGCCGUAUUUACCGCCAGGGUUGGUUGUAGAUACAGUAAAAUCGCUGAAGGAAAGAGAAUCCUUGUCCGAAAUAUUGGAUUUGAUAUUCAGUCCACUAAAACCUACCGAUACCCAAGAGGAACGUGUAUUGUAUCAGAACGUAUAUUCAUCAUACAAAGCUUACAAACAGAAAAUAGCAGACAAGUAUCUAGAGAGGCAGCUGUUUGUGGAGAAGGAAAUUUUUGAGGCUAUACAAAACUUGCCAGAAAAUCUCUAUGAUGAAGCUGUUCAGUCAGAAACUGAACCCAUCCCAGAAGAAUUAACAUACCAAAGGGCAUAUAGAGAUCAGUUAAUCAACUCUGAGUUGUCUGACUUUGAAGUAGAUAAGUUGGACGCUUAUAGAAUGCUCAUGUAUUUAAGGUUUCCACAUCUUGAUAUUAAAAAGAGAUCCCCUGGUAUGUUCUGGAUUGAAGAAAAGAAGGCCAUAUCUAGACAAAAACAAGCUUCUUUACUUGCACGCAGAAAGAAAUAA